This is a messenger RNA of Drosophila bipectinata, 746 nucleotides long. RefSeq names its product putative oligosaccharyltransferase complex subunit CG9662. NCBI's taxonomy places the organism in Eukaryota, Metazoa, Arthropoda, Insecta, Diptera, Drosophilidae. Gene Ontology annotation, cellular component: oligosaccharyltransferase complex. The record is from RefSeq and is a predicted model, not a curated record.
AACAACAACAAUCAUCUCUAGCCAACGACGCCUACGCCGGCAAAUUCCUCCAAAUAAAAGUUUGGAAAUAUUUAUUCUGCUUUAAUUAGGAAAAACCUGUACCACCAUGAUUGAGACUCUAUACAGCUUGCCCUUCCACAUUCUGGUGCCGCCAAACAUCAAAGUGCGCAAAUUCAGCAUUCCCAUGCCCUCGCCCAUGGCCGUUUUCAGUGUGAUUUUACUCUCCUACUUCUUGGUAACGGGAGGCAUUAUUUACGACGUGAUUGUGGAGCCGCCCAGCGUAGGAGCUACUGUGGACGAGCACGGGCACUCACGGCCUGUAGCCUUUAUGCCGUACAGGGUGAAUGGGCAGUACAUCAUGGAAGGACUGGCCAGUAGUUUCCUCUUCACAAUUGGCGGCUUGGGAUUCAUCAUCAUGGACCAGACCCAUGCCCCUGGAAAGACAAACCUGAAUCGCUUGCUGCUUACCGCUAUGGGAUUCAUUUUCAUCCUGGUCUCGUUCUUCACGACCUGGCUGUUUAUGCGCAUGAAGCUGCCCAGCUACCUGCAGCCCUAGAACAUCUACUAAAUCAGGUUCAGAGUCGCCCUUAGAAACAGAGAAAGCAUAAACUUGACACCGAAACGAUCAAAUAAUCCUUUCGAAUAGUUGAGAGUUGUAACUCCAACCAUCUACCAAUUACAGCCAUUUCUAUUUAUAGACAAAUAUAAGCCCAGACAGCCUUCAAUAAAAGUCGUUUGAACAUUCC